GUGUGGGAACGGAUAUCUCACGGGAGAAACUCAUCAGAUCUUAGCCCACCAAACUUGCCAAAAUGCCCUCCAUCGCUAGCCACCGGGAUCCACUUGUACUGUACUUGCUCGCUGCUCUGUUCCUAGGAACCCAACCCUCCUGCUUGCUUGGCGUGUACAGCAACCAAACCGCCAUACCAGUGCCGUGCCUGCCGGACCAGGCCUCGGCGCUGCUCCGGCUGAAACGUUCCUUUUCCACCGACGGCUGGGGUCUCUAUGCCAACGGCUCCAGAUGCACCCUUGCGUCGUGGCGGGCUGGCACGGACUGCUGUGGCUGGGAGGGCGUCCGCUGCGGCGAUGCCAACGGCCGCGUGACUACCCUCAAUCUGGCCAAGUGCGGUUUGCAGAGUGCCAGCCUUCAUCCUGCACUUUUCGAACUAACCUCCCUGAGGCAUCUGAACCUCGCCUUGAACAGCUUCAACGGGUCACAACUUCCUGCCGUUGGGUUUGAACGGCUCACGGAGCUUAUCCAUCUCAACCUUUCUACCACACAAUUUGCGGGUCAGAUACCAGAUGGAAUAGGACGCCUCACCAAAUUGGUAUCCCUUGACCUCUCUACCAAAUUUUUUCUUGGUGACCAGUAUGAUGAGUUUCUCUCACUUGAAUCAUGGUCGCCCCAGUGGGUUCUCGUUGAGCCAAACAUUGGGUCAUUAGUCGUGAACCUUAGUAAUCUGAAAGAGCUUUACCUCGGUAAAGUUGAUUUGUCCGGCAGUGGGGCAAUGUGGUGUAGUGCAUUCGCAAAUUCCACUCAUCAGCUUCAGGUUCUUAGCUUACCACAUACCAACCUCAAUGGUCCGAUUUGUGGAUCACUCUCUGGCAUACGCCAACUCACUGAGAUUAACCUACAGUAUAAUGAGUUAUACGGUCGAAUUCCGGAGUCCUUUGCCGAUUUACCUUCCCUUAGUGUUCUUACACUUACCAAUAAUUACCUUGAAGGAUGGCUCCCAACAAGGAUCUUCCAAAAUAAAAACUUAACAACUAUUGAUAUUAGGUAUAAUUUCGAAGUAUCUGGAUCAUUGCCAAAUUUCUCAUCAAAUAGUAUUUUGAAGAAUUUGCUUGUCAGUAGCACUAACUUCUCUGGCCCUAUUCCGAGUUCCAUAGGGAAUCUCAAAUCCUUGAACAAAUUGGGUCUUGCAGCAGCUGAUUUCUCCCAAGAGCUUCCCUCAUCAAUUGGCGAGCUAAGAUCAUUAAUCUCAUUACAGGUAUCUGGGGCUGGUAUAGUAGGAGGAAUACCAUCUUGGAUUGCAAAUUUAACUUCUUUGGUAGUGCUCCAAUUCUCGGAUUGCGGCUUAUCUGGAGAGGUACCUUCUUUCAUAGGUGAUCUCAAUAACCUAACUAGAUUGCAAUUAUACAAUUGCAAUUUUUCUGGCACACUACCUCCGCAAUUAUUUAACCUAACUCAACUGGAAGUCCUAUAUCUUCAUUCAAACAAUUUCCUUGGUACUGUGGAACUCAGCUCAUUCUGGAAAUUACCAUAUCUAUUUAGUUUGAACCUGUCAAACAACAAACUCACUGUAGUAGUAGACGAGGAAGAUAAUUCUACAGUCAUCAAUCAGAUGGAUGCUUUGCAUCUAGCAGCUUGUAACAUAUCCAAAUUCCCUAGUGCAUUGAGGCAUACGCGUUAUGUUAAAUAUCUUGAUCUUUCAUGCAAUGAUAUCCAUGGUGCUAUACCUCAAUGGGCAUGGGAAACUUGGACCUACAUGGAAGUUUUGAACUUAUCACACAACAGAUUCAGCAAUAUAGGACAAGGAUAUGGCUCUAUUAAUCUAAUUAAUAUAGCACUUAUUGACCUCAGUUUUAAUCUACUCCAAGGGCCCAUACCUAGACCCGGACCUGAUACGGAGCUGCUUGAUUGCUCAAACAACCGGUUCUCAUCCAUACCACUUGAUUUCGGUUCUCACUUUAGCGGUAUUUCCUACUUCAUGGCCUAUGCAAACAACCUCUCGGGAAAAAUCCCACCAUCGAUCUGUGAAGCAAGUAAUCUGGUACUCGUUGAUCUCUCCUACAACAAUCUGAGUUACUUCAUCCCACCUUGUUUAAUGGAGGAUAUCAAUUCCCUGAGUGUAUUAAACUUGAAAAGAAACCGACUACAUGGAGAGUUACCAAAUAAUAUGAAGAAUGGCUGUGCAUUUGAGGAAUUAAAUUUUAGUGACAACUGGCUCGAAGGACCCUUACCAAGAUCUCUAGUUGCUUGUAGAGACUUGGAGGUUUUUGACAUCGGGAAUAAUCGUAUCAAUGAUACUUUUCCAUGUUGGAUGAGUAUACUUCCUAAGCUUCAAGUACUUGUUCUGAAGUCCAACAAGUUUGUUGGGAAGGUGGGGCCCUCUGUUUCAGGAGAUGAAAACAGUUGUGAGUUUAUGAAACUUCGAAUUUUUGAUUUGGCUUCAAACAAUUUCUCUGGCAUAUUGCAAAAUGAGUGGUUUAAGACCCUGAAAUCCAUGAUAACCAAAUCUGCCAAUGAGACGUUGGUCAUGGAAAAUCAAUAUAAUCUACUUCACGAAACAUAUCGGCUUACCACUGGAAUCACAUACAAAGGGUCUGAUGUCACAUUUUCGAAGAUAUUGAGGUCCAUGGUAGUCAUUGAUGUUUCAGAUAAUGCAUUCUAUGGUGCAAUUCCCAACUCAAUUGGUGACCUUAUUCAGCUCAGUGGGAUAAACAUGUCACAUAAUGCCCUUACUGGACCGAUUCCAUCUCAGUUUGGUACUCUGCAUCAACUGGAGUCACUGGACCUCUCUUCAAAUGAUCUUUCAGGAGAGAUUCCACAAGAGCUGGCAUCAUUGGACUUCCUUUCGAUAUUGAACUUGUCCUACAACAAGCUGGAUGGGAGAAUACCCGAGUCACCUCAUUUCCUGACAUUCUCCAACCUCUCAUUUCUGGGGAACAUUGGUCUCUGUGGACUUCAGGUGUCCAGAACAUGCAACAACAUAACACCAAAUGUGGAGCUACAUCAUUCGGAAAAGAAAUCAGUAGACAUUGUAUUGUUCCUUUUUGCCGGACUGGGAUUUGGUGUCGGAUUCGCCGUUGCAAUUGUCCUGACAUGGGGAAUCCGCGUUAGGAGAAGAUCUCGAGACAACAUUUUUAUGCGUUGGAAGAAAGUCUUCUUCUGUAUGUAGAUAACUUUCAAUGCAGCAAUGUCUCUGCAUUAGUAAGAACUGCUACCUUCGAUAUCAUCAGUAGUGUUGUACUGAACCUUGUAAUUCGGUCACAAUGGCUUUUUUUUCUUGUUCUUGAACACGCAAGAGAGUUAUGUAUCAUUA
Messenger RNA from Phragmites australis (common reed), 3296 nucleotides. Its product is annotated as receptor-like protein 6. The record is from RefSeq and is a predicted model, not a curated record. Lineage: Eukaryota; Viridiplantae; Streptophyta; Magnoliopsida; Poales; Poaceae. The transcript has a single exon. Bases 63 to 3152 code for a protein of 1029 amino acids. Gene Ontology annotation, molecular function: protein binding.